AUAUAUAUAUAAACCUUUUGGCAGACCGACAGUUCAAGUCAAUACAAAAAGAACCAAACAGAGGAUCACUAGUAUUAGCACUGCUAUUACCAUUUAAAGAAAAUUUCAAUAACGAUGGUCAAAUCGUCCAGCAUUAAUUCCCUGUUGGAAGAGCAAAUGAAGUUGGGCGAGCAGAUUCAGACCACAAUCCGGAAUUAUAAAAAGAGCCCAACUGAACGGAAAAGCAAACCUGCUUAUUUUAAAGGGCAACUAGACAAAUUGAAACUUUUGUGGGAAGCAUUUUCCAAAGGAGAAAAUACUAUUAGAACGGAGGAUAAAAAGACAAAAAUGAAGCAUACAUAUUUUAAAAGCGACUUUUUUGUCAAAAUAAAGGCUAUGGUCGUUGAAUAUACAGCAGAAUUCAAUCAGAAACUGUCCCUAUUGGAGAAGAACACUAAAUCCGUAUCCGCAUCGCCGCAGAAUGACGACGUUAAGUUUAAAUCAAUGUUUAGAGAACAGAUUAUAUUGAUGGACAGAUUAGAUAAUAUUAUGAACAAAUUAGAUGUCGCAACAAGGAAUGGGAUUAACCCUAUAAUUUUACCCCAUUUUUCUGAUAUACAAUGUAUGCAAGCGGAAAUCUAUCAAAAUUACAAAGAUCCCAAGUAAAGUUCUGAUUUUUUUUUAAGAUUAAAACAUAAAACGACUUAUGUAUAUAUUUUUUGAGAAAGUGAAAGUAAAUGUAUUAUUUAUGAAUGUCAUGUGUUAUUUACGCAAGAAUGCAAAAUCGUAAAUAAGAAUUAAUAUUAAGGAAACGUAAAGAGAAAAUGUGUUCAAUAAAACUAUCGAUAUCAAGGCACUACUCGGCCAGACUUUUAAAAAACUAUCGAUAUUUGUACUGAAAUAUACCUAGCAUCCCUAACUGCACUGCAUACAAAAGUUCGACGGGAGCAGUAAAAAGCGGCGCUGUCGUCCAAUUUGCAUCGCCGUGUUCUUCGUCAGUGUUUGUUGUCGUCGCCUCGUUCGUCCUUAAUUUUAUUUCGUCCUUGUGCAACAAGAAGAAGAACCACAUCAACCAGGAUCAACCGCAACACGCAGUUUCCAAAUGCUUUAAAUCGAUUCGGCAAUAUCUAAAUACCUAAAAUCCUAGGAAAGUAAGACAAGCAGCGAAUCAGCAACAACAAUCGAAAACACCAAAAAAAAAAACCAAAAAAAGAUACACCCAAAGUCAAAGGAGGCUCGCAACAUUUUUUACAAAUUUGCAAUACAUUUUAAGUAA
This is a messenger RNA of Drosophila erecta, 1255 nucleotides long. RefSeq lists its product as uncharacterized. The record is from RefSeq and is a predicted model, not a curated record. The transcript is spliced from 2 exons. NCBI's taxonomy places the organism in Eukaryota, Metazoa, Arthropoda, Insecta, Diptera, Drosophilidae. The coding region runs from base 115 to 645 and encodes 176 amino acids.